Messenger RNA from Durio zibethinus, 1381 nucleotides. The record is from RefSeq and is a predicted model, not a curated record. NCBI's taxonomy places the organism in Eukaryota, Viridiplantae, Streptophyta, Magnoliopsida, Malvales, Malvaceae.
GAGGGCCAAACAACGAAAGAUGAAUUAAUAUGUUCCAAAUUUCAGUUGCAACUAACAACCGCAAACUCUCAAAAACAAGCGAAGCAAGCAAAGCUUAGAGUGAAGAGAGAGUGAGGCAGCAUGUCAAAGCUGGUGGUGUUGCAGCCAACAAAGCAGCCUUCCCUCUCCCUCCUCCCUUCCUCUCUCUCUGAUUUCAAUGGCACCAAACUCUGUCAAAUCCAGACGUGGUUGCAGUACAAACGAAAGGUAUGGCAGCCAAAAGGAGCAUUACAUGUUGUAGCAUCUAGCACCAAGAAAAUUCUCAUAAUGGGAGGCACCCGGUUCAUCGGGGUGUUUUUGUCAAGACUCCUUGUGAAAGAGGGCCAUCAGGUUACUCUGUUUACUAGAGGUAAAGCACCAAUUACCCAACAAUUGCCAGGUGAAUCAGACAGUGAGUACUCUGAUUUUAAAUCCAAGAUCUUGCAUUUGAAAGGAGAUAGAAAGGACUUUGAAUUUGUGAAAUCCAGUCUCUCUGCUGAAGGAUUCGAUGUGGUGUAUGACAUAAAUGGACGAGAGGCAGAUGAAGUUGAACCCAUACUGGAUGCACUCCCAAAUCUAGAACAGUUCAUAUACUGCUCUUCAGCUGGUGUUUACCUCAAAUCUGAUCUUUUACCUCAUUGUGAGAUUGAUUCAGUUGAUCCCAAGAGUAGGCACAAGGGAAAGCUUAAUACAGAGAGCUUAUUGGCUUCAAGGGGUGUUAACUGGACUUCUUUGAGGCCGGUCUACAUAUAUGGACCUUUGAAUUACAACCCUGUUGAAGAAUGGUUCUUCCACCGUUUGAAAGCAGGUCGCCCUAUUCCAAUUCCCAACUCUGGAGUGCAAAUAACCCAACUUGGUCAUGUAAAGGACUUGGCAAAGGCUUUCAUCCAGGUUCUUGGUAAUGAAAAAGCCAGCAAGCAGGUAUUCAACAUUUCAGGAGAAAAGUAUGUCACUUUUGAUGGAUUAGCAAGGGCAUGUGCCAAGGCCGCUGGAUUUCCUGAGCCUGAGAUUGUUCACUACAAUCCCAAGGAGUUUGACUUUGGUAAAAAGAAGGCAUUCCCAUUCCGCGAUCAGCAUUUCUUUGCUUCAAUUGAGAAAGCAAAGCACGUGCUGGGAUGGAAACCUGAAUUUGACCUGGUGGAAGGACUGGCAGACUCGUAUAAUUUAGAUUUUGGCAGGGGAACAUUCAGGAAGGAGGCUGAUUUCUCAACUGAUGACAUGAUACUUGGCAAAAGUCUUGUUCUCCAGGCAUAGGCCAUUCAUCUCAUCACUAUAAAUUUUGCCUUGUCAUUUUCUCCCUUAAAUUUCCCCCUCAAGUUCGUAUAGAAACUGUUCAAUGAUAUACAAGCUAUAUGUACUGUUC